Molecule: messenger RNA, 276 nt
Organism: Protopolystoma xenopodis
Lineage: Eukaryota; Metazoa; Platyhelminthes; Monogenea; Polystomatidea; Polystomatidae
Source: the annotation of a GenBank genome assembly
GUGAAUGAAAAUCAGCGGGCGCGAGCACUCUCGCUUGGCCUCCCUGCACACUUUUACGCUUUCGAAAAUCGGUAUACUUCUCGAACUACUUGUGAUGACAGCUUAUCGACUGCAGCUAUCCAGGAAGCCGAGGAGGAUGCACUUUUGGAAGCCGCUGUUCUUGCAGGUGUUCCAGAAAAGCACAGACAAGCUAAAUCUUCGCCUAAAUCAAUGGCUAGUCCGAUGGCUUCAGAAGCUACAAAAACAUCAAGAAAACCAGUAAUUAUUUCACUUUAA